GCUCGUGGCGUAUAGACGUAUUACACACGGCUCAUAAAUCAACACGUACGGCCGCGUUUUUGCCGGAUACCUUAAUGAAAAUUUGAUGAAAACGCUAACCUAACGAUCCAUUCUCGGUACUAGCUUGUAAGACUGUGUUUUAACGGUUGUACAAAGGAUAUUGAUAUGACACAUGCUGUUUGAAUGGUACGAAAUAGGGCGUGUGACGCCACUAUGAACGUAGCUAGUGUUGGAACUGUGUAGUGGUUUUCAAUAUCGAUAAAAUGUGGUUGUUACUGAUGCUGCCGGUGUUUGCCAUCGCAGCGGUACCACCGAGCGACUCAGAGGCAUGUAACCCGGAUAAGAUGACUGUUUAUCGAAUGGUAUUACAUACCUAUUGGACCAGGGAAAAAUUUCCAAAGCACUAUCCAGACUGGAGACCCCCUGCUCAGUGGUCGAAAGUAUACGGUGUAUCCCAUAGCCGUUCAUACGUGCUAUUUCGUCUUGGAAGACGAGUUUCUCCAUCAGUCCGUCAGUUUGCUGAAUCAGGUAGAUCUGAUACACUCGGAGCAGCGCCUGGUACCCUUGAUGUCUUCGGAGGAGCAGCCAUCGGUCAGGGAUUGGGCAGAGCCGAAGCUGAUUUCUUUGUCGAUGGGAAUCACUCCAGGGUCUCAGUGAUGACAAAGAUGAUACCGUCUCCUGAUUGGUUCAUUGGAGUUGACAGCUUUGAUCUUUGCGUUGACGGGAACUGGCUGGACAGCAUUACUAUAGAGGUGGACCCAUUGGACGCGGGAACGGACAACGGUUUCACGUUCACAGCGCCGAACUGGCCGACAGCCCCCCAGGGGGUCGCGUAUCGCAUCACAUCCAAGUACCCCUCGCACCCCGCCGGCUCCUUCUUCUACCCCCACCUGAGGAGACUUCCGCCGAUCGCCACGUUCCAAUUUAUUAAGCUACGGGAAUACGAGCUCUCGGAAGUAUUUCAUCGUGACAGUGAUGACCGUAAAUAUGACGUGCUCCAACUGGACAAACUAAACCACAAUAAUGUUGAUGUUCCUGAUGGCAACCGAGCACUCUCCAUCGCUGAAGAAGUUGAAAGAGCUGAAGCACCAAGGAUUUACUCGGACGGAUCUCUGACAACGCCGGAUAGCUCGUAUUCAUAUUACUCCAUUACCAACAACACAGCAAGUACUGAGGAGCCAAGAUCAGCAAAUGAGGUACCGAAUCCUACAGCAAGCGAGCGUUCAGCUCUCCGGAGUCUGGCUAGAAGAUACCGAGCUAGAAGACGACGUAAGCUUCGCGGAGACAGUACUGACCCGGCCGAGAGAAGGAAGCGAAAAAGAACAAGGCUCCUAGACUGUCGGGUAUCUCAAUGGGGUGAAUGGAGUCCAUGUAGGAAUGACGGCAACUGCGUCGGAUCAGCUCUAAGAACUCGAAGAAUUAUCCGUCGUCAACGACCUGGUGGAAGCCCUUGCCCGCCGACAGCGCAGUCCCGAUGGUGUGCUACCAACUGCACCACACCACCUCCAAUAGAGGACUGGCGAAACAACCUCACGUAAUUUUUAUGUAUACCACAUGAUUCCAUUCUUAAAAUCGAUGUUCAGUUUAUUCACUAGCCAGUAUUUUUCAAAUAUAUUUUUAAUUUUCCUCCUUAGCAUCUGUCCGUCCAAUCAAAUCUAUUUCCGUUUCUUAACCUUUACGUUUCGUUUACCUAUAUUUGUGGUGUGUAAUGAUAAAACGUCUGUAUAAAAUAAUUUAUUAACUUAUGACUGUCAAGCUAAGUAGUAGACCUUAGACGUUUGCUGCUGUAUCUAAUUAAUGCUUUUUAACUUUUCGUAUUAGUUUGUCAAUUACAUCUAAAAAGUUAAGAAUGCUUCAUAAUUCAAAUAUCUGUAUUGUUUAACCAAUAAUGUUAGCCGAUACAAAAAAAUAUAUUUCAUAAAUAGUUCAUUAUAAAUAUGACUCAUAGACAUUAACCUUAUAUUCAUAACGUACCUACUUAGAUUAGAUAACCGUUUAAAAAAGGACAAUGAAGCACUACUACUAACCGCACGGUAGAUGCGAGCACCUAUCGCAAAACAAAAAAGAUAAAAAACUAUUUUCUAAUAUCCUGAAAGUUUAUUUUAAGAACUUUAUAUUAGGAUUACCAUUAAUCAUCCUCAUUUGUCUUUUUUGUAAUAGUCGCAAAUGUUAUUGAGUGUAGGUAAACAGAAUUUUAAUAGUCCGCGUGUGGUUAGUCAAUUAGUAGUGUAAUCGUCUCGUACAUAUCGCUUAAGAAUUCAAAUUUGUGACAGUAAUAAAGUGUAGUGUCGUUUAAUGCAUAACUCCAAAGAUGCAGCUUUUAUUUUUAAUACUUGUAAAUGUAAAAAAUGUACGUAGAUAAGUCUCUAUUAGAGUAAGUUACUAUAAAGUACUCAUAAUCAAAGCCUUCUGUGACUAAGAUUUAUAAUUUAUAAUAAAUUCAUAUUAUUAAAACAUAUAUUGUUGGUAUUUUCAUCUAUUUUGAUCUUUAGCGACGUAUGGUUUACCAUAUUACGUUCAAUGUAAUGAUUUAGAAAUAACAAUAGCUAAGGUUUUUUAAUAUAAUUUCGCUUAUAAAUAAAUUAUAAUGCCAAAGAAAAGCUAGUAUUAAUUCGAAACCUGGCAUAAAUAAUCUUUUUUUAUUCUUCUUCUUGAUUAAAUAUGAAAUACUUAAGAAUAUUUCAAACAAUAGUUUCUUAAUUAGGACGUGAUUCUAUAAGAUAGUUCAUGGAGAACGUAAAUGUAAAAAUAAAAACAGUUUCUUGAUAAAACUUUCAAUUGUAAUAGGUUCUAGUUGAGAAUUAGUAAAUAAAAAUGUUUUGCUUAAAAGUAAGUUUUUGUAUUUGAUGUGCUAAGGGCAAAUUACCAAAGACACGCGACGGUCUCUCGAUUGUAGACACCCUUAUACCAAAAGAAUGGUUGCGAAGGCUGAAAUAUAUAUAAAAUUUGUUUAGGAAUAUUGAGAUCUGUCGUGCCGAUUGAUAAAUUGAUAUUGUAAAAUAGAGCCAAAUUUGUUAACACUGGCAUAACAAUUACUGAGUAUGUGUAUUUUUACAAUGUAAAUUAUUCUGAUUUCAAUAAUAAAAGUUAAUAACA
Molecule: messenger RNA, 3096 nt
Organism: Danaus plexippus (monarch butterfly)
Lineage: Eukaryota; Metazoa; Arthropoda; Insecta; Lepidoptera; Nymphalidae
Gene: mspo
Product: spondin-2
Exons: 8
Coding region: 264-1538 (424 amino acids)
Biological process (GO): cell adhesion
Cellular component (GO): extracellular matrix
Source: RefSeq, a predicted model, not a curated record